Molecule: messenger RNA, 5273 nt
Organism: Pelmatolapia mariae (spotted tilapia)
Lineage: Eukaryota; Metazoa; Chordata; Actinopteri; Cichliformes; Cichlidae
Gene: brd2a
Product: bromodomain containing 2a
Exons: 12
Coding region: 1517-3976 (819 amino acids)
Biological process (GO): regulation of DNA-templated transcription; chromatin remodeling
Cellular component (GO): chromatin; nucleus
Source: RefSeq, a predicted model, not a curated record
UUACUUUACAUUCCAGACUUUAUUGACUUAUACUCAACAUUGAUUUUAUUUUUUUAUAUAUAUAUAUUUAAAAAAUGUUUAGUUUAAUGUUUGUUUUUACAGCACAAUGUUAUGAAAACGUUAGAAAUAUUUGAAGGUGUAUUAAUAUGUGCCAGUGCUGUAUCGUGUAUUUCAGUGACAUUGCAGGGAAUUUGUAACCUUGGUGUGGGGGAUGGGCGCAGUGGUUAGGUAACCUUUUGUGUGUCGUCGUUUCAAUUUGUUUAGGUCGUUUUUUAAAAAAAGAAGCCGCUUAUAUAGGUUUAUGAAGUACGAUUUUUGUACAAUUAUCUUGAUGUUAUAUGGUCUUUUAUUGUUUGGUUGAACCACAAAGGUGUGGUGUGAUAGUUUAAUCUUUAAAACAAUAGUUCGAUCUUUAAUCAUUCCCUUGGACUGUAUUUGUUAACGUAGUUGUGUAGAUAUUUCGGUUGGAGCUUGAUUUAAUCAGGCUUUGGAUGAGGUUGUUAAUGAAAACUGCUGUGUCAUUCAGGCGUUGGUUUCUGUGACCUUAUAGGUGUUCGUGUUAUUGAAGGUUGUUUUUGUUGCUGUUGAAAGAUGUAAACGAUGGCUUCAGCACAAACAUCGUUUAGUUAAAUUAACUGUAAGGCCUGAUCUGCGCCCUUUCACAGCGUGUAACUGUGGGUCGUGGAGGCCUCGUUUUACAGGCUUGGCUGGUCUGACUGUUAAAAUUGUGGUGCUUUCUUUACCAAGUGUUGGGGAUCUUACACCGUUUGCGCGUGUAAAUCUAAUAUACAGCGUUUUACAGGUUUUUCUUGACAUUGUGUGUUUUGAGUUGAGGAUUAUUUGAUCAUAUUACUGUCUCUCAACGUGCUUAAAGAUGGCGGUUGUGCUUCUUUUCCCUUAGAUAAAAAUGCGGAUGUACUGUUUAGUACAACGCUCGUGGGAAGAAGCCCUUGGCUCUUCGAGGGUACGCGUGACUGGAUGCAACAACCAAUAGGCUUCAUGGUAUUUACCCUGAAAGCCCGCGUUACAGCAGCUUUGACCAAUACCCGUCGUCGCUCUCAACACGUUGACGUAAUGUAAUAGGAUAAGGAGCAGGCUGGCUUCCUUGCCCUCGCUUUCUGUGGAGGAUAAUAUGGCGGAGCCAGUUGCAUACAGUAUAUCUUAGAGGCUGUAGAAGGGUGGACCAAUAGUGUUGUGCAACUUAUUUGACGGACAGGAAAAUCUUGCGAAUAGGCUGACCUGAAUUGCAGGUUGUGGAGUUUCAGUAUCCAGGGGUGUGGUCAUUUUAACUGACGUCGUGAACAGCCAGUAGAAAUUCAAGGGGCGGGGACGUUUUGGGGUAGUGUGUCCAAUGGGUUUUGCGACGGGUCUAUAAAAAGCCGGGUGUAGUCGCAUAGUCGCCAUUUCAGCGAAGCAGAUUUGAAAGAGAACGCCGUGGCGGGGAACGGAGAGAUCUGACGACUGGAGACGGAUCCUGGUUUGAGUGUAGCUAAAAACAGAAUCCGGAUCCAUCCCGAUGGAAAUGGCUGUUAACCCGCCCAUUGACAGCUCCCAUGUUGGGCCUGAUGCCGGUAUGUUGGGAAUAAUGAUGGAUCAGAACUGUGGCACAGCUGGAAAACGCAUCCGAAAACCUUCACUGCUCUACGAGGGCUUUGAGAGUCCUGGAAUGCCCCCCCACAGCCAGAUGGCCCCUUCCGGGCCCCCGCAGCCCCCGGUGAAGGACCCCAACCGCCAGGGGAGGAUGACCAACCAACUGCAGUUCCUGCAGAAAGUCCUGCUCAAAUCUUUGUGGAGGCACCACUUUGCCUGGCCUUUCCACGAACCCGUGGAUGCUGUCAAGCUCAACCUGCCGGACUAUCACAAGAUCAUAAAAACUCCAAUGGACAUGGGCACAAUUAAGAAGAGAUUAGAAAAUAACUACUACCGCAGUGCCAGUGAGUGCAUGCAGGACUUCAACACCAUGUUUACCAACUGCUACAUUUAUAACAAGCCGACAGAUGACAUCGUGCUGAUGGCUCAGUCUCUGGAAAAGGCGUUCCUGCAGAAGGUGGCUCAGAUGCCUCAGGAAGAGUUGGAGCUGCCUCCCCCACCUCCACGUAGCAAGUCAGUAAAAAAUGGCAAAAAAGGGAAAAACAAUGCAGUCUCUGGAGGCGUGACAACAGCUCAUCAAGUCCCAGCUGUCUCUCAGUCAGCAUACUCGCCUCCCACUCCAGAAACGCCUGACUCAAUCCUCUCCACCCCACCACAAACCAUUUUGUCCAAGAGCAUGCCUCACACCUUUCAGACUGAGCAGACCAUGCCCACCAUCACAGGUCUCCUGCCCACCCAGCCCACGGCUAAGAAAAAAGGUGUGAAGCGGAAAGCGGACACAACCACUCCGACCACCGUACCCAUGCCUAUAAUGAGCACGAUGGGCGUUAGUGGCAUGGGGCUGGGGCACAACUCACCGCUAACCCUGACCUCUCUGAGGGUGGACCACAACAGCGGAAUGGGCAUGGGGAUGGGGAUGGGAAUGAAUAUGAACAUGAAUAUGGGCCGACCAGCAGUGGUUGUGGGCACCAAAGGAGCAGGAGGGAACAGGAGGGGAGUGAGCGGACGACCCAUCAAACCUCCUAAGAAGGACUUACCAGAUUCUAUCCUGCCGCCGCCUGUGCGCCGCAGCAAGCUGAGCCCACAGAUGCGUUACUGCAGCGGCGUCCUGAAGGAGCUGCUGUCGAAGAAGCACGCUGCGUACGCCUGGCCGUUUUACAAGCCUGUCGAUGCCUCGUCGCUCGGUCUUCACGACUACCACGACAUCAUUAAACAGCCCAUGGACCUCAGCACCAUCAAGCGAAAGAUGGAUGGCAGAGAGUACCGUGAGGCGCACCAGUUCUCCGCUGAUGUUAGACUGAUGUUCUCCAACUGCUACAAGUACAACCCUCCUGACCACGAUGUGGUGGCCAUGGCCAGAAAACUCCAGGAUGUUUUUGAGUUCUGUAUUGCUAAAAUGCCAGAUGAGCCUCCAGCACCACCUAGCUCUUCCUCCUCUUCCUCAUCCUCUUCAUCCUCCUCUGAGAGUGAGCUCAGCAGCGAGAGUGAGGAAAGCGACAGCAGCCCAAGCUCCGACUCUGAGGAGGAGAGGGCGAACCGUCUGGCAGAGCUGCAGGAGCAGCUAAAAGCUGUUCAUGAGCAGCUCACCGCACUCUCCCAGGGCCCCAUCGCCAAACCCAAGAAGAAGAAAGACAAGAAGGACAAAAAGAAGAAGAAAAAGGUUGAGAAAGAGAAGCACCGGAGGAUAGAGGAGGAUGUGACACCUGUCAGGCCGCCCAAGACCCCGAAAAUGACCAAAACUCCAAAAUCUAAGAGCAAGAGUGUGCCCUGCCCCGUGAUGCCGAUGAAGAAGGCACCGAGCAAGAAAAACAACAAGAGCAAAUCCAAAAAGGCCAACGUCAUCCCGCAGGUGGCCCACGAUCCCCUCGUGAGCCAUUUUGACUCAGACGAAGAGGAGGAGACGGUGCCUAUGUCGUACGACGAGAAGCGCCAGCUCAGCCUGGACAUCAACAAGCUGCCCGGCGAAAAGCUCGGCCGCGUCGUUUACAUCAUCCAGUCCCGUGAGCCGUCGCUCCGAGACACCAACCCCGAGGAGAUCGAGAUAGACUUCGAGACGCUGAAGCCGUCGACGCUGCGGGAGCUGGAGCGAUACGUCAUGACGUGUCUGAGGAAGAAACCCCGAAAGCCAUACACGAGUAAGAACAGUGCAGGAAAGUCGCGGGAAGAGCUCGCUCUGGAGAAGCAGAUGGAGCUGGAGAGAAGGCUGAUGGACGUCAGCGGUCAGCUCAACUCUGGAAAGAAGCCGACGAAGACCAAACCCGAGAAGCCUGCAGCCGACACCCACACCCAGCCGUCGCGUCUCAGCGCCAGUAGCUCCUCCUCUGACUCUUCUUCAUCAUCCUCUUCGUCCUCGUCCUCAGACACAAGCGAGUCAGACUCUGGCUGAGAGACAGACUCUUCAUAUGAAAAGAUGUCCCGCUGGACUCUUUUCUCCCCCGAGUGGACUGAACUGAUUUAAAGCUGCUGACGGAGCUGCAGGAAGGGCCAGCGAGCCCGGCAGAGAUGGAGCGUUCCCGGCGCUCAGCUCCCACCUGAAGGAGGUUCCUGCUCUCCUCCCUGAAGAACCGGCCUCGGCGGGUGGAGCGAGGGAAGCUCCAUCUCCUGCACAUAAAGAAGAUCGAGGCGUGCGUUGGAGGGAUAAGGGUGCUAGAGCCAGAAUGUGUCUAAUUUCUGGAGAUAAUUUUCCCUUCUCACCGUGCUCCCUGUCUUUAUGCUGUAUAGACGAGGUGUACAGUUCUCAAUACAUUUCUUUUAUAAAGAAGCAUUUUAUGGAGCUAAUUUAUUCCCUCAUUGUGGGAACAAUGAAACUGGCAUGAGCGAAGUCGUUUUUGUUUGUUUCGUUUUUUUUUUUCGAGUGGAUAAAGAGGGGAAAUGUUUGUGUGUGUGUUUCUGUGCGAAUGACAUCGUGACGUUCUUCAUAGUUUUGACGCAGGCGUUGAAAAAGUGGGUCUGCACACAGAAGCACCUUCAGAACGCAUGAGAUACAGAGGAGCUGACGAACAUCUGCACACAUCUGUUGGAGGGGCAUGAAUGUUUCUGUGUCGGCUGUUUUCUCAUCCUUUUCUCUGUAAACGUGUUGCUUUUUCUAAUGUGACCAAUCUGCUAAUAAAUUGUGGGGGCGUUUCGUCCUGUGCUCAAUAACAUCUGUUCCUCUGAUUUCUUUAAUUCAGUCACAAAAACAUCGGAUCAGAGAGGUUUCAAAUCCAGAAGUUUGUCUUUAAACAAUCGGCCUUCGAGAUCGAUGGCAGCUGAAAGUUUCAGUUUUGAGUUUACUUUGUGUGAUUAAACUUUAGUUACAGCAGGUUAGAGACGGCGAGUUUGUGAUCGAGUAGACGCCGACGACGGAUUCGUGUUGUGAUGAUGCACUGUUUCGUUUCUUUUCUACUACUAAACCAGUUUGUGAUUUUAGGUAAGGUGUGUUUUUUGUUUUUUAAAAUCGAUUGUUUGUCUGCAGUGGAUUAUUUAUUUAGGAGAAACUUUUCAUACUGAAAGCAAACGUUUGUGGGCAGGUUACCGGUCGGGGUUGUGGAAGUGUAGAUAACCUACAGCCUCUGAGCAUGUUUUUGUUUCCCUUUGAUUCCUUUUUUAAAGUAUUUUCAGUCUGAAGUUUGUCAGAACCCUGAAGCCUGUGUACUCCAUCGCUUCACCUGAACAUCUGUACAUAAAUAAACUGAGACGUCUUU